CUUGGCUACUCUUGGCUAUUUCACUUUAUCUGGACGCCAGAAUGUCUCACAACUUUCCCUUCGGCUUAUCCGACCCUACAUGUGUCAAUCUCAACACGGCCUCCAAAAGGGAUGUGACCUGUUACAUCCUCUAUUCCGGCAAUGAAUACAAUGGCAACCUUGGGGCGCGUAUCUCUUCCGUCUUCGUCAUCCUCUUUGUGUCAUCAGCGGUGACCUAUUUCCCUGUUCUAGCGACUAGAGUUCAGCGACUAAGAAUUCCACUCUAUGUCUAUCUCUUUGCUCGAUACUUUGGAACCGGAGUUAUUAUCGCAACGGGCUUUGUCCAUCUUCUCGACCCGUCCUACUACGAGAUUGGCCAGAAUACAUGCGUUGGCAUGACUGGCGGAUGGUACCAAUAUUCUUGGCCACCAGCAAUUGCCCUAGCAACCGUGAUGUUGACCUUUCUGAUGGAGUUCCUUGCCGAGCGUUACGUGGAGAAAAAGUACGGCAUUAGUCAGCACGACAAUGUGAACCCAACCGACAGCCACCUACGAUCAGGAUCGGUGGACGCUGCAAUGCUACGCUAUGACCUCUCACGGCGUCGUUCGGUCCCUGCUUCCAUCCACCCUGAAGCACGAGAUGACAGAAUUGAAUUAGACCCGUCGUCUCCACAAGGAGGUUUGCCGGAGUCUAAGAACACGCAGGCUGUGGCUCACGACGAUGAACGAGACCUAGAAGAAGAGAAAGACCAAGCUGCAGCCCUGGCUUUUAGGCAACAGAUUGCGGCCUUUCUGAUCCUCGAAUUCGGUAUAAUUUUUCACAGUGUGAUUAUUGGUUUGACGCUUGGAACAGCCGGCCCAGAGUUCUCGGUUUUGUAUCCUGUCAUCGUUUUCCACCAAUCCUUCGAAGGCCUGGGUAUCGGAGCUCGUCUGUCUGCAAUUCCAUUCCCGAAGCGAUACAGCUGGAUGCCCUGGUGGCUAUGUGCCGGCUACGGCCUUACCACCCCAAUUGCCAUAGCGAUCGGCCUUGGCCUUCGGACGACCUACAAUUCCAACAGUUAUACGGCAAAUGUUGUUUCUGGACUCCUUGACGCUAUUUCUGCCGGUAUUUUGAUAUAUACCGGGUUGGUGGAGCUCAUGGCUAGAGACUUCUUGUUUAGCCCUGACCGCACCAACAACGACAGGAAGUUGGCUUUCAUGAUUAUCUCGAUGCUGCUAGGCGCAGGAAUAAUGUCUUUACUUGGGAAGUGGGCAUAGGUCGCGCUCUAUUGUGACCCGGCAGGUGCUGCUACGGUUUGUCUGCCCGGUCUCAUUUGUUGCAGCAGCUAAGAGUAAUCUCGUCAUGAGAUGACUCUCCAUGAAUGUCAGGAGUAGACAGAAUAGAGAACUAGUAGACAGAAUAGAGAAGUGACAAAGCUGAGAAAGAGAGCGAUACCACCGAACCCGCGCUAAGAACACCGCCAAAAAAACUCGGAAGACUCGCGCCCUUGACGCAAGCUUCCCGCGUAAGGAAUUCUUCUUCUUUAUCCUUUGAGUUCUGAUACCUAGAGUAUCUAGAUAGAAUAAUCUGUUUUAAUUGUA
Messenger RNA from Exophiala oligosperma, 1559 nucleotides. RefSeq lists its product as uncharacterized. Gene Ontology annotation, cellular component: plasma membrane. The record is from RefSeq and is a predicted model, not a curated record. The coding region runs from base 42 to 1235 and encodes 397 amino acids. The transcript has 2 exons. Gene Ontology annotation, biological process: zinc ion import across plasma membrane. Lineage: Eukaryota; Fungi; Ascomycota; Eurotiomycetes; Chaetothyriales; Herpotrichiellaceae. Gene Ontology annotation, molecular function: high-affinity zinc transmembrane transporter activity.